Ylistrum balloti is the source of this 597-nucleotide messenger RNA. Its product is annotated as universal stress protein in QAH/OAS sulfhydrylase 3'region-like. Lineage: Eukaryota; Metazoa; Mollusca; Bivalvia; Pectinida; Pectinidae. The transcript has 4 exons. Bases 14 to 469 code for a protein of 151 amino acids. The record is from RefSeq and is a predicted model, not a curated record.
ACAAGCAUAAAACAUGGCGGAAUCAGACAACACUCGGGUAGUAGCGAUUGCUAUCGAUGGAAGCGCAUACGCUGAACAGGCUUUUGAUUGGUACAUGGAGAAUAUUCGCCGGGAAAACGACAGCCUCGUAUUGAUUCAUGUUCCCGAAUCGUACGACCUUCACCUAGCUAGUCCCGGAGUGGUACAACAAAUACUAGAGGAACUGGAAGUGAAGGUUAAAGCCAUCGAGGACAAGUACAAGGCAAAAGUCGAUGGCAAGAUCCAGGGGAAAUUUCGAACGGGGUCUGGGAAACCAGGAGAGGUAAUCGUAAAGAUUGCGGAUGAGGAAAAGGCUGGUAUGAUUGUAACUGGAACGAGGGGACAGGGAAAGUUCCGGAGGACAGUGAUGGGUAGUGUCAGUGACUAUAUUGUACAUCACGCUCAUGUACCAGUGUUGGUGUGUAGGAAAGAGAAAGACUUGAAGGCUUAGCAUGGAUUGUGUGACAAAUGAUUGGAACUAAAGUGUCCAUAGAUUAACAAUAAUUAUAUCCCUAGUCCCUUAGACUAUAUACAAGAUAAACUGGUCAAUAUCAAGUAGCGAAUGUCAAGGACGCAAUA